This is a messenger RNA of Fomitopsis serialis, 1104 nucleotides long. RefSeq names its product nuclear mRNA splicing protein. Gene Ontology annotation, biological process: mRNA splicing, via spliceosome. NCBI's taxonomy places the organism in Eukaryota, Fungi, Basidiomycota, Agaricomycetes, Polyporales, Fomitopsidaceae. Gene Ontology annotation, molecular function: protein binding. Bases 30 to 968 code for a protein of 312 amino acids. The transcript has 5 exons. Gene Ontology annotation, cellular component: catalytic step 2 spliceosome. The record is from RefSeq and is a predicted model, not a curated record.
CAACUCGCUCUUCGCCACCGACCACCACCAUGGCACCCUCUCGCGGACCUGCCGCCUUACCACGAACGUUGCACACGACGCUGAACAACCACAAAGGACCCGUGCACGUCGUCAGAUACGCCAAAGGGUCUGCCAAAUACGUCCUCACAGGCGGGCAAGACCGCACCGUUCGUCUAUGGAACCCCGAACUCGGCACUGAAAUCAAGAAGUACGCGGCGCACGGCUACGAGGUGCUCUCCGUUGCCGUCUCUCACGAUAACGCGAAAUUCGCGUCCUCCGGGGGCGACCGCUCGGUGUUCCUGUGGGACGUGGUGCAGGGGACGACCAUCCGGCGGAUUGCGGGGCACAUGAGCAAGAUCUUCGUAGUCGACUUUAACGCGGAUGCGAGCGUUCUCGCCAGUGGGUCAUAUGACUCCACCGUCCGGCUGUGGGACCUCAAGUCGCAGAACCGACAGGCGAUCCAAGUGCUCGAUGAGGCGCACGACGCGGUGCAGACGUUGCAUGUCGGUCCUACCUACUUGCUCACGGGCUCGGUGGACGGCUACGUGCGCACGUAUGACCUCCGCAUGGGCGAGCUCCGGAGCGACUUCAUUGGCCACCCAGUGACUUCGGUGGUACCGUCCCAAGACGGCCAGACGUAUCUUGCCACAACGCUCGACGCGCACGUCCGGCUGAUGGACGCGUCCACAGGCAAGAUGCUGAACGACUUUCAGGGCGCGACCAUCUCAUCCUACCGCUGCCGCGCAUGCUUCGGCCACGGCGAGGCUAGCGUAGUGUGCGGAGACGAGGCAGGGAGGGUCUGGGCAUGGGAUUUGCUAGAUGCGGCGCCCCUCCAGCCGAACCCGCCACCGAGAGUGCACGACAAAUCCAUCACUUGGGUUGAGCACCAUCCUGUGGAAACGGGUGAGCUCGUCACGUCGAGUGCUGACGGUUUCGUGAAGGUCUGGCGGCACCCAACCGUCCCAUAGGCAGAUCGACCGGACACGGAUCUGAGGUGUAAGUAACGGCGAGAGGAGAAAUGCCUCUUUGGCAGAAAUGUAUACAGAAAUCAGUGUCCACGCUUCUAGCAGUAUACAACAGCAAUACAAGAGUCUGAGCGAAAGC